AGAAAAGAGACCCAAGGCGUGAUACCUAUGCAGAGAAAGCAUUACUGUUCUCAGUCAACAUCCUGAAUGUCAUAAGAAAUGGAGUCUACUUAAAAACAUGUUCAACUGUCAUCUGGAUUUGGUGCUUUUAAUCAUAACCAAAGAAAGAGACUAUUUUCUCAUCGGUGAAAGCAAGGAAUGUGUGGACCACUGGUAUAAUGUCAUGUAUUCUGUUCUACUAUGUGAAUUCCCAUCUUCUUUUCAUGGAUCAGGGGUGGCUGCGUCUUCAUCCAAGCCAGUGCCUUACCCCAGGUCUCUGUUCACGGACACCACCUCGGUGGAGCCUCCACAGUUCCGGAGACCUCAACUACCGGUGGCUGCGUCUUCAUCCAAGCCAGUGCCUUACCCCAGGUCUCUGUUCAUGGACACCACCUCGGUGGAGCCUCCACAGUUCCGGGGACCUCAACUACCGGUGGCUGCGUCUUCAUCCAAGCCAGUGCCUUACCCCAGGUCUCUGUUCACGGACACCACCUCGGUGGAGCCUCCUCAGUUCCGGGGACCUCAACUACCGGAUGAUGCAUCAUUAUCAAGUCCAGUAGAAAACAAGAAGCUACUGGAGUACUACUAUGACAUGCCUAGAACGUUCAGGGAAGCUCUGGAAAGCGGACAGCUGGACACUGAGAACCCGUCUAUGAAAAUCAACCCCCUAAAUCUUGUGAAGAUUGAGGAAAAGGAUGUGCAAGUGAAUCUAGAAGACCUGAAAAACUGUAUGAAAAUCAGUGACAUAGAUGGAAGAUGCUGCAUCACUCAGUGGAGAGGAGCCCCUCACGUCCGGCACCUGUUCUGUAGAGGGGAUCGCAUUCUAGCCGUUAAUGACCUCAGAACUGAGACAGCAAAGGAUGUGGAGCUCUACUUGAACAAAGUGAUGAAAACACAAGUAAAAAUGAAAAUCCAACGAACACAAGAAAGCCAGCUUUAAAAUCAGUAACAGAUCAGCCUUUAGAGAGACUCUGUGUAUAAUGAAUGGGUGCUGCCAUUCUAAAGGAGACUGAUCUUCAGGAGUCUAAAGGAGAAUAUCCUAAUGUGUGUCUGUGGAUUACCAUCCAUCCAUCCAUUAUCCAA
Molecule: messenger RNA, 1101 nt
Organism: Polypterus senegalus (gray bichir)
Lineage: Eukaryota; Metazoa; Chordata; Cladistia; Polypteriformes; Polypteridae
Gene: plekhs1.2
Product: pleckstrin homology domain containing S1, tandem duplicate 2
Exons: 12
Coding region: 98-958 (286 amino acids)
Source: RefSeq, a predicted model, not a curated record